AUGCAAUUUCAUAUUCUUAUCGUUAAUUUAAUGGUGCUACCAUGGUUUAUAAUCGGUCAAAAAUCACAUAGUUAUUCUGGUCAAUAUAGUUUUCCUGUUGUUCAUAAUUCAUCUCAACAAGAAAAUCCAUUAAAACAAUCAACAAAUAAUGGUCAAAUUUCUUCAUCUAAUUCAAAUAUUAAUUAUUUAGUUGGCAAUUUCUCUCAAUCAUAUUCAUUUCUAGUUGCACCACGAUCAAUACAAGUAACUUAUUUAAGUUUAAAUGGUUAUCCAUUGUAUAUAAAGAGUAUUGGAUUUUCAAAUAAAUCAAAAUUUAAUUAUGAUGAACAAAAUAAUUAUUUAACAAUUCAUUCACUUGAUAUAACUACAGUUGGUUAUUAUUCAGCUAUUGAUGUUAAUUGGAAAUCAUUUACGAAUAUAAUUAGUGCUAUUAAUGUUUCGUCACUUGAAAUUCAUAAUUUUCAUAUUAGUGAAGAUAAUAAUGAUUCAUCACUUGUAUCAUGUUCUGUAUCGAUAAUACGUUCAACAUUUAAAUUAUCUGAACUAUCUUUACAAACAAAUAAUCAAAUAUUUAAAUCAAUCGAUAUAGAAAAUUUACCACGUCUUGAUUUAUUUAUUUCAACUUCAACAUUUUCAUCAUCAAUAUUAUCAAAUAAGAAAAUUUAUAAUGAUACAUUAAAUGAACAAUAUUUUACACGUCGAAUUAUUAUAGAACGUCCAUUAACACGUGCUGAUCAUAAUAAAACAAUUCAAUGUCAAGUUGAAUCAAAUAAUAAUAUUGAAAUUUAUUUAAUAAAAAAUGUUUCAAUUAAUAUUGAAUAUGGACCAAAUUUAGAAACAGGUGCAUUAUCAAAAGUUCGUUUAGAAAGUGAAACAUUAAAAACGAUGGAAAUGGAAUGUCAGAUUGAAGCUAAUCCAAAUCCAUCAUAUGUUUGGUAUGAAAUUUCAAGUAAUAUAUCAACAGGAACAAUGUCAGAUUAUGAUCAAAAAAAUUCUUAUGGACGAUUAAAUACAAUUGAACAAAGUGUUUUUGGUACAUCAAAACGAAUUGAAAGAAUUUAUCAAGAGAAAGGACAAUAUAUAAUGCAAUGUCAAGCACAAUCAAGAGGAAAAACUGUUAAACAAGAAUUUUCUAUUUUUAUUAAUCCACAAUCAACUUCUAUGAAAACUAAUUCAUAUAUAGAUUUAGAUCGACAAAAAUCAUAUAAAAUUCCAGUGUUACUUGCAAUAAGUAUUGGUAUUAUUUUACUUUUACUUAUUCUUGCAAUUAUUAUCGCUACAAUUAUCUUUCUAAAACGACGAGUAAUAAAUCCAAAUGAAAAAAAUUCAAGUACUGAAAAAUUAUCAGAUGAUAAACAAGGAAAAUCUCGUUGGGGUAGUUUACCAAUUGAUUAUUCAAAAUAUAAACAUGAAUCAUUAAAAACUGAUUCAUCAUCAACAUCACAUUUAGUUGAAUCAGUUGAAACAACUUCAAUUCAACCACCACCACCAAUACCACCUCGUCCAUCUCCAAUGAUAAGUACUCAAUCAUCUUAUCGUCAAACUCCAUUAACAUCAGUCUCGCUUUCAUAUCGUCAAGCAAGUGCAUUGCCUGGUUUUCGUCCAUCAUCAAAUCCUACACGUUCAUUUUCUCCUGAACAUGAUGAUGCUGAUGAUAUAAGUACAAGUAUUAAUGCAAUACCAUUAACAAUAAAUCGUUCACGAACAAAUACACCACUUGGUUCACAUAGAUCUCUUUCAGAAUCAAUACAAUCAUUAAGAUCAAAUCAACAAACAGGAAUUUCAUUACCUAUCAAAAAACGUUUACAUGAUUUACCACCAAUUCUACCAAAACGUGAACAAAAAACACCAUCACCUAAUUUAUUUCAAGCUAAAACUGAUUAUCAACAUCAUCAUUAUCAUAAUCCAACACAAUUACAAACACAACAACAAACAAAAACUGAUAAUACAUCAUCUGAAGAUGAAGAAUUUGAACAACAACAAAAUAAUCAAAUAUCGGAAGAUUCAAUGGUAUUUUAUUCCUAA
Rotaria sp. Silwood2 is the source of this 2025-nucleotide messenger RNA. Lineage: Eukaryota; Metazoa; Rotifera; Eurotatoria; Philodinida; Philodinidae. The record is from the annotation of a GenBank genome assembly.